Molecule: messenger RNA, 2639 nt
Organism: Amphimedon queenslandica
Lineage: Eukaryota; Metazoa; Porifera; Demospongiae; Haplosclerida; Niphatidae
Exons: 9
Coding region: 1-2619 (872 amino acids)
Biological process (GO): signal transduction
Molecular function (GO): protein binding
Source: RefSeq, a predicted model, not a curated record
AUGGCCUCCGUGGUGAUGGUCGUCAUGGUGAUGGUGAUGUUCUUCAUGGUGAUGGUCGUCAUGGUGAUGGUCUCCGUGGUGAUGCGACCCAACGGCAUAGAUACAAGUUCUUAUGAGAAGGCUCUCAAAGAACAAGGAAGUGCUGAUGUAGCGUAUGCUCGUCUUAUGUUACUGGGAUCAGCUGGUACUGGUAAAACAUCUCUCAAGCGUUCAUUAAUGGAAGAACCUGUCAAUCCUCAUACUACAAGCACCAUUGUAUCUGAUGUAUCCUCUGUACGACCAUUUGGACACAAGUGGCAAACAAGAGGAAACAGAUGGAGAGAAGCCACAGAAGAAGAUGAACUUGAAGAAAUUGCUCGUUUGUUUAAAUCCUUUAAUUCUAAAUCAUCUUCACACCAUGCUUCUGUAUUGAGUGCAGAAUAUUCUCAUAAUGAAUCAGAUGCAUUAGUUUCUACUAGCUCAAUAGCUUCUGAUUUGAAUGUAGAGAUUUGUAUUAAAUUAAUUCUUGAAAGAGCUAGUUCCACUGAUCAGAAAACAGAAUCACUUGUUCAACCAUUUCUUCAUAUAUGGGAUUGUGGUGGUCAGCCAGUGUUCCUUGAGAUUCUCCCAGCCUUCCUUACUCCUCGUACAAUGUUUCUCCUCCUGUUUGAUGCUUCAAAGGAUUUCAGAGAAAGAUGGCAGUCACGUCAGAAUACUCCUGAUGGUGAAGUGCUGUUUGGUGAGGUAGUGAAUGAAAGCACGAGUGAUCUAAUGGUAAAAUGGAUGUCUACAAUACACAGUUACCUCAUGAAGCCCAACAAAGAUGAUACUUCUCCUAGUCUCUAUUGUAUUGGUACUCGUGGUGACAAGCUAAAAGGAAGAAAAAAAGAACAAAUAAAGAAGCAAAUAAAGUCCCUGUACAAGGAAAAAGAGUUCUCAGAUCUUAUUAAAGAUGUGCUAAUCAUUGAUAAUACAACCUCAGGUAAAGGAGGAAGAGAAGAUCCAAGUAUUUCAGAAUUACGUGGAGCUAUUGAUACUUUCAUCAAUACAUUAGUUGUUCCAACUCCUGUCAAUUGGGUUCUCUUCCGCAAAGUUUUUCAAGAGCUAGGGCGGAAUAUUAUUAGUGUAUCUGAUGCCAUUGCCAUUGGAGCAGCAUGUCAUAUACCAGCACGUGAUGUUCCUGCAGUAUUGAAAUUUUACCAUGAGCUGGGAGCUGUGCUUUACUAUUCUCAAAUAAAAGGUUUGAAAAAUAAAGUCAUCCUUAGUCCAAAAUGGUUUGUUGGUAUCAUUGGGAAAGCAUUUCCGCUGGAUAAAGGGUGGAGUGAAACAUAUAGAUGGUAUUUGUUACAAAAUAAUGGUAUUCUUAUUCAACCACUCUAUGAAGAGAUAUGGCAGUCAAGUGGUAUUGAUCCAGAAGAAAUAAUUGAACUUUUAGUUCAUUUUCGUCUUGCAGCUCCAGUUCAAACUGAGCUUAGCAGAUUCAAACAUUAUUUUCUUCCAGCAGUGCUACCAGGAUACACAGGUGAUCCUAAUGAAGUACGACCUGGUUAUAAGCUAAGAGCCUCACCUGUACAUAUUACAUUCUCCACUGGGUAUGUACCUCCUGGCUUCUUCACUCGCUUAGCAACUGCUGUUGCUACUAAUGCCAAUGUUAAGCUCAAUUUUGAUAAUAUUUAUGCAGCACCUGCCACUCCUGGUUUUUUGGAUCGAUUAGCUAUUACCAUGAAUCUUCGUUCCAAAGUUGAGAGAAGAAGUAUCUAUCGUAAUCGUGUCUGCUUCUCUUAUGGUCGUCCUUCUGAUGAUUUUGUUCUCACUGAUAUUAAUAAUGCUAUUCAAGUUAAUGUGUUGAGGUAUGUAUCUGAGAGUAGGCAUCCUUUUUCUUUCAAAACAGUCUGUCAGCAAAUAUUGAAGUUACUAGAUGAUUGUUGCCAACAAGUAGAAGAAACUCUGAUUCUUUACCAUGGUCACCAUAAUGAUCAAUCAUCAAGAAAAAUACAAUACGUGUGUCAAUGCAAUCCUUCCAGUGAAGUCCAUUACAUUAAAGACAUUGAUGUUGAGAAUCAGACAUGCUCUGAUCCUGUUUACUGCAAAAAGGAAAGACGCCCUCGCUCCCUAACAAAUAAUGAGUCACUGUGGUUUAAAGAAAGGACAAAAUAUUUGCCACAAGGAAAACAGCUCCAAGUGGAGACUUCACCUAGACUUGUAGACAUGGAAGAGGAUGGUAAUGUCGAUGAUGUUGAUGAUGAUGAUGAUGAUACUACUCUAUUAAUUCAAGAGGACAAGUCAACUACUAAUUACUCACCCACACAGAUCAGUGAGUCCAAUGAUGAUCAACGAAAAGUUAUAUUGACUAUCAGGAAUCUAGUAGAGAUAAAACAGGUGUUAAAAGAUUGUCACUUUCAAGCUAAAAAAUGGAUUGAUCUUGGCUUGUACUUGGGUCUGUUUUACAGUAAUUUGAAGACAAUAGAGACUAACUAUUCACGAGAUGCUGAGCAAUGUCUCACAGAAUGCUUGGCAUUAUGGCUUACGGAGGAUAUUGAAGCAACAUGGGAGAAACUAGCUAUUGCUGUUGAUGAAGUAGGAGAGACAUCAGUUGCUGGAUAUAUAAGAUCAAGAAAAGUGCUGGUGCAUUUUGUGUAAACUAAUUGGUAUUCUUUUUU